GCUUGCCAAGGCUGCGGCUUCACCCCGCUCCAUGCCGCUAAGCUUCAGGUCUGGCUCUCUGGUCGGGACAAUAUGAGUCUGCUCUCUUGAGCCUCUCCGGGCUGGUCACGACCCCGCUCCUCUCUUGCAGUGCAAACCGAUGUGGAUUGUGGCCCUGCAGCAGCGGGGGACGAGCUCUUGACCAUCAUGAAGCGCAGUCGCAUCCAGUUCGAGCACAAUGGAGGAGAUACCUCGUCCGCCUCUCCUACGAAUGGUACCUCUCGUUCAAUGUCGGUACAUGUUCCGAAGAUUUCGCGCAAGAUUCGUGCCUGUACGGAAUGUAAACGCCAUAAAGUUCGAUGUGACAUGAAAGCCAAUGAUGCCAUAUGCCAGAGAUGUCAGCGCAUGGGGCUAGAAUGCGUGGUCAAUAAGAGUCUACAGACGCUUCUCGAUGAUGAGGCAGAGUGGAAGACGAUGAUCGAACUGGCCAUGACAGAUCUGCUGAGGAAAGCGCAAUUACCAGAAUUAUCAUACUAUCAGGCCGGUGGAGGGACCACGCAGGAUCCCUCCAGGUCGAGAGACCGGAAGUUAUCAACAGUAUCGCCUAGAGAUGGUGGAGCGUCCUACCCGACCCACGAGGGGACCGACUCUGUUGGCACAAGUGUGGAUGAAGCCCAGCAGCAAGGUUUCUCAAGUUCACGAGGACAGCCGCGAUACUCCCCCGAUCGGGAAGAAACAGGAGCAUCAUCGCUAGUAACUGCACCUAUGGGGAGCCUUUUUGAAGUAACCCAGUUGAGCCGUCCUCGGGCGAACUCCCCGGGAUGUCAAUAUGCGCCGGACCGCGCACUCGUUACAGAUUUCAUAUCGCGUGGAGUGGUUGAUCUGGCAGAAGCUGAGGAGCUGUUUUACUAUUUCGAUAGGUUAUUGAAUCACUAUCUGUGGGAUGGCAUCGCUAUGCCUCACAAAGACCUUACCUCGGCCCGAAGAUCUUCGUCAUUGCUCUCAGCUGCCAUCCUCACAGUCACAGCUCUCCAUAUCCCCAACAAAGAACGAACCUUUGACACAUGCUACACCGAGUUUGCGAAGUUGGCAUCGGAUUCGAUGCUUAGCAGGCAUCAUACAUUUGACGACCUUCGCGCAUUGUGCAUUGGAGCAUUUUGGCUAUCAGACGUCAGCUGGAAACUCUCCGGCUACGCUGUGCGGAUUGCUACAGAGCGCAACUUGCAUCAGUGCUACCGCAAGGCAGUGCAAGGAUCUCCAGAACACCGAGAACAGGCCGGUCUGUGGUAUCUUCUCUAUGUUCUCGAGCAUCACUUUUCAAUUGCUUACGGACGGCCACCGAUUAUACAUGAAGAUUCUACCAUCACUAACCAUGAUACAUUUACCCGUUCCCCGACAGCUACCCAGUCUGAUAUGCGCCUGCAUAGCCAGGUUGCCCUGUUUAUUGUACUAACUCGAAUAUAUCAUGCAUUUGGCCCUGACGUUGAACUCGAGGUUGCGGAGGAAGACCUGCCAAAAAUCGAGAAAUUCGAUGCUGACUUGGAGAACUGGCGAGCAACAUGGCUGCCACGUCUCGGCGACAGUCCAUAUGUUGGUGCAUAUCCCCACAAGGCUGUAUACUUGCACUACCAUUUCUCCCGUCUUACAUUGAAUUCGCUCGCCUUGCGCACUUACCAAGCUUCGACAUCCACACGGAGGAUGUCCUCAGAACGUAAGAAGCACGCAAACAUUGCCAUCAGCUCUGCAAUAUCAACGCUCAACGUUGUUCUGGAUGAGCCGGACAUUCAGAGAUCUCUAGUCGGCGUUCCUCUAUAUUUGCAUAGUAUGAUCACAUUUGCUGCUGUUUUCCUCUUGAAGAUCGCUGUCAAAGGCUGUUCAGCCAGCAUCCCUGGGUGUCCUGGCCAGCAGAACUCCAUUGCGUCUGCUGGCCUGCUCAUCGAUGUCCCAUACGUUGAGAGCCUUGUUGAGCGGACCGUGAACAUGAUGAUAUCCUGCAGUGAACGUGCAAGCGAGCGCCAUGUUAGUCACCAUAUAGCCCGAGGGUUGGGGAAGAUGCUCUCUGGAUUCCGGGAAUGGGAUAAACGGGACCCCGGUCACCGGCAGCGCAAACAGCUGUCCUGGUCUCAGGAAUCACCGUCGCUUUUCAAACCAGUGGCUAUACCUGAGAUCCAGACACUUGGAGAACGUGGAACCAUCCUUACCCAUCCCUCGCCACUAUUGGGAGUUGCUCCUCUUUCGGCCGAACGAACCAAUGGCUCUCAAACAGCUCCGUUGGGUGGCCACCAAGGUGGUCUAUCCGAGGGCUCUCAAGAUCCCAUGAUGGCUGACCUCUGGGGAUUCGACGAAGAAUACUUCCCCACCGGGGUGUUUGAUUUCCUACAGUCGCAGAUGCCCGCAUGAGGCAUCAAACGUCUCCUCACCUAACUACCGUGAACAACACCGACUCAAAUAAUAUAUAUAUAUAUCAUGGUUCUGUGGAUUCCAUUGCACAUUGAGCUCACGCAACAGUGC
This is a messenger RNA of Paecilomyces variotii, 2490 nucleotides long. RefSeq lists its product as hypothetical. The transcript has 4 exons. Gene Ontology annotation, molecular function: zinc ion binding; DNA-binding transcription factor activity, RNA polymerase II-specific; DNA binding. The coding region runs from base 187 to 2379 and encodes 730 amino acids. Gene Ontology annotation, biological process: DNA-templated transcription; regulation of DNA-templated transcription. Lineage: Eukaryota; Fungi; Ascomycota; Eurotiomycetes; Eurotiales; Thermoascaceae. The record is from RefSeq and is a predicted model, not a curated record.